Recurvomyces mirabilis is the source of this 3339-nucleotide messenger RNA. RefSeq lists its product as uncharacterized. Gene Ontology annotation, molecular function: ATP binding; ATP-dependent chromatin remodeler activity. Gene Ontology annotation, cellular component: nucleus. The record is from RefSeq and is a predicted model, not a curated record. The coding region runs from base 1 to 3339 and encodes 1112 amino acids. Gene Ontology annotation, biological process: DNA repair. The transcript has 3 exons. Lineage: Eukaryota; Fungi; Ascomycota; Dothideomycetes; Mycosphaerellales; Teratosphaeriaceae.
AUGGACCCCAUCCUGGACGAUCGGACCCUAUCUGAUACUGGUAUGGCGCCUCCCGACAAUCCACAGCUGUCGACCGCUCAGGAGGAUGACAAUCUCGACCCAGCUCUUCAUGAGUCGCAGCAAAUCCCACCAGCGAGCGAGGAUGCUCUCUUCGUGCCAGAAGAGCCAUCUAUGGAUGCCCAUGCGGCCAUGGUGGAACAACAACGGAAGCUAGCCAUGCAGUUCCGCAUGCGGUUUCCCCCGCCGAAAUCUCGAGCACCAGCUGCUCAACAAGAAGCUACUGCGUCAGUCUUUAAUACAUCAGGACCAGCUGACGAAUCGGGGAUACCAACUACUGGCAAGGGCAAACGCGAUCCAGCAGUAACUCAGUUUGCGAAGCUCAAGGCCACGCAUACUAGGAAACAAAGAGCUGGAACGCUCUCAUUCGACGAGAACGUCGCCUUUCUGAGGGCUCAGGCCGAGGAAGAGGCCCGUCUCAGGAAACGAGAAGCGGACGAAGCCUUCGAGCGCGAGCUGACGCCCGGAGGCUCAUCAGAUUAUGACGACGACAUCCCCGAUCCUUUGGCUGUAGAUCAUGAUACUACGACGUACUCCAGCAUGUUUGCUGACGAUUCCGAUGGAGGAGAUGCGCCUACUAAGAAGCGUAAGUCUGCGGCCAAGGACUGUAAUCCGGCACCCAAGAAGAGAGGCCGAAAAGCCGCCGGUAGCGCUUUCGAUGAGCCAGACGAUGUACUCAAGCGUGCUCAAGCCCGUGCUGCUCGUGGUAAGAAGGCUGGCGCUGCCAAGACCAAGGGUCAGUCCAAGCGUGGAGCCAACACGACCAAUCUCGACUCGAUCAUGGGCACCAACAUUUUCGAGGAUACCGCCCAGACAAGAGGCUUGAGAGCCCCGCCAACUUUUGGCGACCAGGUACCGACUCGGCGUGCCAACGCUCUGCAGGCGUUGAUAGCCUCCGUACCAGUGGAGGACAGAAAGAUAGCGAGUAGCGACAAGCGAGCUCUAGAUGCAGCCAUCAGGGACUUCACUGGUCAGGCGAGCGUCAAGCCAGCUCCGGACGGUAAUUUCAGUGUCAAAGGCAUGCGGGCGACACUCAAGCCCUACCAGGUUAUAGGUACAGCAUUCAUGCGCCGACGAGAGAACGCCAGCGAUAAGCCUCUUGGGGGUAUCAUUGCGGAUGCCAUGGGUUUGGGAAAGACGGUCAUGAUGCUAGCUAACAUUGUGAGUACGAUUGGAGACCUUCAGUCAUCAUCUGAACAGUCAUCUUCUGAAGCAUGUGCUGACGACUUUCAGGUCAAUGGACGUCCCCGAGGUAAGGCCAAGUGCCGUGCGACUCUUAUCGUAGCCAGUCCUGCCUUGGUAUCUCAGUGGUAUCAAGAGAUCCUGAGGCACACCAUCCCCAAGCGCGAGAACAGACAGCAUGGCAUGGGUCGUGUUUUGCGGCAUCAUGCUGGCUAUCGUGUGAACUCCAAUGAUGCCCUGGAACUCCUAGGUAGUGCAGAUAUCGUGCUAACGACCUACCAUGAGGUCUGCAGGAGCUAUCCUAAGGCAGUCAUACCACCCCAUCUAACGACUGCUGCGCAGAAAGAUGUCUUCUGGAAGGAGAAGUACGAACGGGACCGUGGCGACCUACACCGGAUCAAAUGGCUGAGAGUUGUUCUGGACGAAGCACAGGCGAUCAAGAACCACCUCGGGCAUACCAGUAUGGCUUGCCGUGCGCUCGAAGUCAAACACCCUUGGCUCGUUACAGGAACGCCUUUGCAAAAUUCGGUAAAAGAACUUUAUGCAUACUUCCGUUUCCUCAAGCAGGCAGACAUUGGAUCUUACCGGCUGUUCUGCGCCAACUUUUGCUCCCCUGACGACCCUGAUGGGACCAGGAAACUCGCGGUCUUCCUCAAUAAGAUCAUGAUCCGUCGUACGCAUCUGGAUACACUCUUCAAUGCGAGGUUGCUGGAUCUCCCUCAACCAACAGAGCAUACGCUGUGGCUUGAGUUCUCGGACGUGGAGCGUCAGAUCUACGAGAUCGUGAAACGCCGCUUUGUGGAAAGAAUCAACACGAUCGCAAGGCAGGGUCAUCUUGAGAAACAAUUUAAUCAUAUAUGGACCAUGAUCUUGAGGUUACGGCAGAUCUGUGCUCAUAUCCUCCUCAUACAGAGCACAAUCCAAGACCUCCUCACGCGAGAGGAUUUCGAGAAAUUGAACUCCAUUACCUGCGCCAACGAAGACGAGUUCUCGGACGACGGCGCCCUCGUUCUGAUCCACCUUCGUGCCAUACUCAAGAAGCACAAGGGCGCCAGAACCGUCGAAGGCGGCUUACAGGGAGCAGUCAUUGGAGAGACUGAGACCGUUCCCAUGGAUGUGUUGUACGCCGAGAAUGAGGAUCCAAGUGGUCUGGUCGGCGGCAAACAUGGCCAAUCGUUUCGGUUUCGCAAGUACAUGAGAUCUCUCGAGGCUCCCGAGCAGUGGGGGGCUAUUAAGGAGAGGAGCACAUGUGCGGGAUGUCGCCAGGCGCCUGAGGAUGCGCAGCUGACUUCCUGUAACCACAUCUACUGCAAGAAGUGCUUGCAAGACUUGCAGCACCACGCCGCACGCCGUGGCCAUGAUCAAGCCCGUUGCGCGGAAUGUGGAGAGGCGUAUACGUCUACCAAGCCAUGUCAGGACUUCACGACGGCUCAGCAGCGCGAUAGCACUGGUAACGGCUCAUCGAUGCCGUCUGCGUCCCCGCCAAAGAAAGGCAAAGACGAUGAGUUGGAGGACUGGAUAAACAUGCGUGGCGAGGUGCUGCCAUCCGCGAAGACGAUGGCCGCCAAGGCGCAGAUACUGAACUGGAUGGAAGAGGCGCCGGACGCUAAGAUCAUAGUCUUCACCCAAUUUCUGCCUAUGGUUCGAAUCGUCUCCAAGAUGUGCAACACAGAAGGAUGGGGCUGGCUGAAAUAUACGGGUGAGAUGUCUCAUGAUGCCAAGGAGAAAGCCAUCUCCGCAUUCGAGCAGGAUGACUCCAAGAAGAUACUGAUCGCUUCUCUGAGGAGCGGUGGUUUGGGCUUGAAUCUCACCAUGGCACGCUUCGUGCUCUGUCUGGGUCUGGUCGUCAAGAACACAAUUGACGCCGCCAUGGUGGCAAUGAAGGAGAGGAAGCAGGUGGAGAUUGACGAGAUCAUGGAGGAUCCGAAGCGAAACGAGCGCCCAACGAGCGCCCAACUGAUGAAGUUGUUUGGCCCAGUCGGUGAAGAAGACGGCCAUCCCUUCAUCUUCCCCAAUGGUGAGGAUGAAGAUAAUGCGCAUCUGAGGGUACCUAACGUCGACAAGGAAGACGAGACGAGGGAGCUGGGCAAUGAGGAGUAA